Molecule: messenger RNA, 540 nt
Organism: Triticum turgidum subsp. durum (durum wheat)
Lineage: Eukaryota; Viridiplantae; Streptophyta; Magnoliopsida; Poales; Poaceae
Source: the annotation of a GenBank genome assembly
AUGGAGCACCGACAAGGCAGGGAUGACCAUGAAGGGGUGCAGGUUGUUGGAUUUGAAGUCCCAUCAUCACCAGACUCAAGCUACAGCAACCCUAUCCCUGGAAACAAAGACGAAGCUCGAGAGCCCCCAUUGGUUCCUCCUCACCUACAGCAUAUACUGCUGAGCUUCCCGCCGAGCCAUGACGACGGGAGAAGCCUCCAUCUGCCCUCACCUACUCUAUAUUGCAGCUUGCAGCAUCCGAUGAGAAACCAAGGUCUGCAUCAUGGAGGUCUAAAUGUUAGAGAUAGAUCCUUGGUCGAGGAACUCUUUUCAAACAACAAGAUUCAGGUAUUGAUAUGCACUAGCACACUGGCUUGGGGUGUCAAUCUUCCAUCUCACCUUUUCAUAAUCAAGGGUACUGAAUACUAUGGUGAGAAAACAAAAAGAUAUGUUGAUUAUGUUAUCACAGAUAUUCUGCAAAUGAUGGGUCGUGCAGGCCGACCACAGUAUGACCAACAUGGCAAAGUUGUUAUUCUUGUUCAUGAACCACAGCUUUUAUAA